GGGCAAGUCUCCUCUUCAGUCGGAGUUUGGCUUUCCUUUCGUCCACAGGUCGCUGCCUCGCUCUCCUUCAAAGCAGAAAAUUUUUCUCCAACUUCUACGGCAAACUCAUCAUGGCGAAGAGAAAGGUUUCGAAAAGUGUCAAGAAGGACAAGGUUUCAAAACCUAUCAUAGCGAAGAAGGAAAAGGUUUCAAGACCCGUCAGGGGGAAGAAAGAAAAGGUGGUUUCGGAGCCCAUCAUGGUGAAGAAAGAAAAGGCUCCAAAGGCCAUCAUACCGAAGAAGGAGAAGGCUCCUAAGGUCAUCAAAGCGAAAAAAGAAAAACCCAUUACGGCGAAGGAAAAAAAAGUUCUGAAACCCAUCAUCGCGAAGAAAGAAAAGGCUGAGGAGCCCAUGAUACCGAAGGAAGAAAUAGUUUCAAAAAGUGUGAAGAAAGCUGCUGCUCCGAAACCCCCUAAAAAUGUGGACCCAUCUCCCACUUGUCUCGCACUUGCACCCAUCGAAGCAGUUCCAUCAACCAGCACGAUGGUCAAUGUCACUUCCACGACGGUCGCUGCGAUGACCACGACUAGCCUGGAGCCACGACAAAUCCUCGAUAUGCAUGGAGUGACCGAGCAUAAAGAAGAAGAGUACAUGGAGAUGUCUGAGCUGGAUGACAUGUCAACGAGGGAAAAGAAUGACCGCAUUCGCUGUUUAGAACACGAAAAGGUGCAACAGGCUGGCCAGCUGGAACUUUCUGUCGGGACGGUGGGCGUGUUGGAAAGCAAUAUGCAAAUAUGGCAUAAGCGUUUAGUGGACAAGGAAAAUGAAGUCGAGAAACUGAACAAGGUGGUGAGGGACAUCAACGAUUCUUUCAGAAUUGAGUGGAAGUCCGAGACGAGCAACCUUUUGUUGACCAACACCUUGCAGAAUUCAAAGGAACAAAAAUUCUACUAUGAGAAUGGAUACGAAGCUCGCAUGGAAGAAAACAAGUCCAACUAUGACAAGAAUCUGCUCAAUCUGGAGAAGGAUAGGAAGAGACUGGUGAAAGAAAACAAGAAGCUCGUGCAGGAUGCGAAGAACAGGGAAGCCGCGUUCAUCCAGGCUUUGACCGUGGAGCGAAAGAGGGUCGUCUUCUUGGCGAAGCAAAUACCUCAAGUCGGAAUCCCCUCGUUCUCCAGCAACCCGGGUGACGACGAGGUGGUCAACGUGGUUACCGAGUAUGGCGACUUGCUGCGCGGAGAGAAUGGGGACGACGAGGAAGGAGGGGGCGAGGAUGACUUUCAAGUUGUUCUCGAUAAUGGGCAGGUGGUCGAGUUUAAGGUGCAGCAGGAUUGGAUUAUUAAUUGAGUUCGUGCAAGUAAUUAUUUGUUUUCACUAAUUAAUUAAUCAAUUAAUUAAUUUCUUUCCUACUCUUUUGUUGUUUUGAAAUUUUUACUAGAAAAAUUGCAUUAGAAAUGGAAUAAAAAAGAGUUAAAAUGUA
Molecule: messenger RNA, 1458 nt
Organism: Folsomia candida
Lineage: Eukaryota; Metazoa; Arthropoda; Collembola; Entomobryomorpha; Isotomidae
Exons: 3
Coding region: 111-1325 (404 amino acids)
Source: RefSeq, a predicted model, not a curated record